AUGGCUGAAUCACCCAGUGAAAUUUCUGACAGUCUUGAUGUUCUGGAGGCUGGUGAUGAGGGAAAGAAGAAAUCCAAAUUUAAAGCCCUUAAGAGCUUUUUUGGUAAGAAGAAGAAAAAAGAGGCUGAAGAUAGCCAGGAAGAAGAAAUUCUAGAACCGAGUUUGUCCAGAAGCAACAUUAACAUCUCUUCUCUGGAGCCUGUUCGGGAAAAGCAACCAACUGGGGCCAGGGCCAAGAGUGGCAUGGGGAGCAAAGCCCUAUCCCAUGAUAGCAUCUUCUUCUUGGAUCCUAAGCCUGAAAGAUCAGCAAGUAAAAUGAGUCCUUCUAUGGAUCCCCAGAGAGGCAGACCUCGACAGAGAUCCCGUAUUUCCAGAACUCUGCCUAAACCUAAGAGUAAUGUGCGUGGAGCUGUGUCUGGAGCCAUGUCAGGAGCUGUGCCUGCAAGUGCAGUCUGGGCUACGAGCCCCAAGAUCACUGAGAACCCACCAUCGCGCCGACGCCGACUCAGCAUCAUCCCACCUGUUAUCCGAACUGACCCAACUUCUAAGGACUUGGUAGAAAUUUCUGUCGAUGAUGAGUCACCUAAGAAUCCACAAAAGAAGGCUUUACCACAUGAGAUUUUGACAGCGACUCAGAGCUUCUCUGAGCUAUUACCUGGACCUGACUGCUCACAGUCCUUGACUGCAUUUGCCACACUUGCCUCUGACAGCAGCACCCCGCUGCCCGUUGGUUUCAGCACCCCAGCCACCACCGAGGGCUGUUUGGAUUCUUCAGCUGCUCGCCACAAGAUGGCUUUAAAUCCCCGCAAACAAAAGAAGGAGAACCUUCAAGCGAUUAUUCGUGGCCUUCCAGUGUGGUUCAGUAGUUUCCAGGGUAUUUUAGAGAGAUCCCUGUAGUGUGUCAUUCAGAGAUUGGAAACUCCAAACCUGGGAACCACUUCCAAUAGGUAAAAUGAUCCCCUUCAGGUAAAACCAAACCAGGAGGAGCCAAACCUUCCAUUGGUUUCUGGAGAAGAAAAGAGUAUAACCAAACCAAAAGAAACCAACCAAAAGAAGCUGGGUACGGACAGUGCAGGUUCCUCAAGCAAGGAACAGAGCAACAAAACUGAGAUAUAUGACAAGAAGACAACAGACCAGGCUCCAAACUCUGAUGCUACUGGGAGUCAGGGCCAUCCACUGCCAGCAGCAUCUGGAAGAAGACGGAGAAAAAAAGGAGCAAGUAUUUCAGGAUUGAGUGAGUGUGAAUUCAAAGGAAGAAGCCUUAAACAAUCCAGUGAAGGGUAUGGCCUGGGCGAUAGAGCUGCAUCCUCACCUACUGAUAAGACUGCCAGGAAUGUGCCUUUCUGGCACUUAUCCUUGGAGAAGGACAACAUGGAGCAGCCUACAACUCCACAACCAGAAACCACUAUCCCUCAGGGGUUGCUUUCAGAUAAAGAUGACAUGGGAAAGAGAAAUGCUGGCAUAGAUUUCGGAUCCAGAAAAGCAUCAGCAACACAGCCUAUACCUGAAGACAUGAAAGAUCCCAUGGUUACUGAUCCACAACCAUACCAUGAAGAUGGGGCUCCUGCAGCUGAGAAGACAGAAGCCACAGCUUCUCUUUCAUUGAUGGUGGAAAGCCCUUCUACAACCCAAGAGGAGGCCAUUCUCUCAGUGGCAGCAGAGGCUCAAGUGUUGACAGAUCCUUCUCAUAUCCAGUCACAAGAGAAAGAAGCUUUCAGCUUUGAGUCACAAAAGGCCCAAUCCAAAACGGAGUCAGCCCAGGAUGUUCAAACUAUCUGCAAAGAAAAGCCUUCUGGAAAUGUUCACCAGGCCUUUACAACAAGUGUUUUGGGUACGACAGGUAUUCCAGCCAAAGGAGAUGUUUAUGCCAAGAGUCUGCCUCCUGAAAGCCUUUUUCAGUCCUCAAGGAAGCCUGAUGCUGAAGAAGUCUCCUCAGAUUCAGAGAAUAUUCCUGAGGAGGGGGAUGGUUCUGAAGAACUGGCUUGUGGUCACUCUUCCCAGUCCUUGUGGAAGUUUGAAGAUGAACAAAAAGUCUUCUCAGAAUCAAAAAGUUUGGUUGAGGACUGGAGCAGCUCUGAGGAGGAGCUGGACCCCAGAUGCCCUUCCCAGGCUUUAGAGGAGCCCGAAGAUGAAGUCUUCACAGACUCAAGCAGUUAUAUUGAGAAGUACAACAGUUUUGAGGAUUGCAGCAGCUCGGAGGAAGAUCUGCCUGUCAGACACCCUGCUCAGGCCUUGGAGAAGCCCAAAGACCAACAAGAAGUCGCCUCAGCUUCAAAGAAUACUCCUGAAGAGCAGAAUGCUUCCAUGCCGCAGCUGCCUCCCAAACGCCCUUCUCAGCCCAUUAUGAGUCCUGCUGUUCAGCAACAAGUUCGCACCAGUUCAGUGGGCACUUCUACAAAAUGGAGCAGUUCCGUGGAGCCAGUCUCUCCAAGACACCCUUUCGAGGCAUGGGCGAGUCCUAAAUCUGAGCAAAAAGUCUCCACAAGUCCAGAGAGUGCUGCUGUUGAGUGGGGCAUUUUUCUGGAACCUCUGCCUCCCAAAAUUCCUUCUAAGCACCGGAUGAGGCCUAAAGCAGAGCAACAAGGCUCCUCAAGUCCAGAAAUUACAAGUAUGGAAGGGGCUGCUUCUGUGGAGGCCCCGCUACCCAGCCAGCAUUCUCAGCCCCUGAUGAGCCCAGAAGUCCAGCAAGAAGUCUCUGCAGGUCCAGAGACUGCUACUGUUGAGGGGAGCAUUUCUGUGGAGCAAAUGCCUCCCAAACACCCUUUCCAGCUACGGGUGAAUCCAAAAGUGGAGCAAGAAGUUUCCUCAUCUCCAAAGAUCAUGGCUGUUGAAGAAAGUGUUUCUAGGAAGCCUCUGCCUCCUAAACUUCUUUCCCAGCCCUCGAUGAACCCUAAAGUUCAACAGAACAUGUUCUCCGAUUCAGAGGACAUUGCUGUUGAGAAAGUCAUCUCUGCGGAGCCACUGCUCCCCAGAUAUUCUCCUCAGUCCUUGACAGAUCCUCAAAUCCAGCAAAUCUCAGAAAGCACAGCUGUUGAGGAAGGCACUUAUGUGGAGCCGCUGCCUCCCAGAUGCCUUUCCCAGCCCUCUGGAAGGCCUAAGUUCCUAGAAUCAAUGAGUACUUCUGCAGAAUGGAGCAGUCCUCUGGAGCCAAUGCCUACUGGACAAACCUUCCAACCACGGGCGAGUCCUAAAUUUGAGCGGCAAGUAUCUGAAGGUCUAGAGAGCACUGCAGCUGAUGGGAGCAUUUCUAUGGAGUCGAUGCCUCCCAGACAUCCUUUCCAGCCAUGCGUCAUCCCUACAUUUGAGCAACAAGUCUUUGCAGAAGUCUUCGCAGGUCCAGAGACUGCUGCUGCUGACUGGGGCAUUUAUACAGAUCCACUGCCUCCCAGAGUGCCUUCUCAACGCAGGAUGAGAUCAAGAGCCAAGCAAGCAAUUUCCUUGGAUUCAAUGAGCAUUUCUGCAGAAAGGUGCAGCUCUGUGGAGCCAACAUCUCCCAGAAGCCCUUUCCAGCCACAGGUGGGCCCUACAUUUGAGCAACCAGUCUCUGCAGCUCCAGAGAGCACUGCAGCUGAAGGGACUGCUUCUAUGGAGCUGAGGCCUCCCAGACAGCCUUCUCAGCCCCUGAUGAGACCAGCAGUAGAGCAAGAAGUCUCCUCAGGUUCAAUGAGCACUUCUUCAGAAUGGAGCAGUCCUGUGGCAUCUUCCAAAUACACUUUCCAGCCAUGGGUGACUCCUAAAUUUGAGCAACUGUAUCAACUCUCUGCAGAUCCAGAAAGCACUACUGUUGAAGGGAACAUUUCUAAGGAGCCGCUGCUUCCCAGACAUCCUUCCCAGUUUACUGUGAGGGAUAAAAUCCAGCAACUGUCCUCAAAUUUCAAGAGCACUGCCAUUGAAGCAGGCAUUUCUGGGGGGCCACUGCCUCCAAAAUAUCCUACCCAGUUCUUAACGAGGUCUAAAGUUCAAGAAAUGGCCUCGCGUCUAGAGAACACAGCUGUUGAAGGCAUUUCUAAGAAAUCACUGAUUCCCAGACGUCCUGCCCAGUCAUUCGUGAAGUUUAUGGCACAGCAGAUCUUUUCAGAGAGCUCUGCUCUUAAGAGGGGUGGUGAUGUGGCACCUUUGCCUCCAAAACUUCCUUCCAAAUCUUCGUUGAAGCCUAAAGUCAAGCACCAAGUUUUUUCAGAUUGGGGGAAUGCUAAUCCUAAGGGAGGCAUUGCUUCGAAGAUGCUGCCUAUGAAGCACCCUUUACAGUCCUUGGGGAGACCUGAAGACCCACAAGAAGUUCAAGAAGUUUUCUCAUAUUCACAGAGUGCUCCUGGGAAGUGCAGCAGUUCUAAAGAGCAGCUGCCUCCCAGACAGCUUUCCCAGGCCUUGGGGAAACUUGAGUAUGAGCAAGAAGUCUCUUCUGUUUCUGCCAGCUCUCCUGAAGAGUGGAGGAAUUCCAAAAAGCAGCUGCCUCCCAAACAUUCUUCCCAAGCCUCAGAUAGGUCUCAAGUCCAGCCACGGAUGUCAUCAAUGGGCACAGCGAAUGUACCUAUAAAGCGGAGCAGCAGUGAGAAGCACCUGCCUCCAAGUAGCCCUUUCCAGCGACAGGUUCAUUCAAGUUCUGUGGGUGCUGGUGCUGGGCGAUCUAUUUUUGAGAGCAAUUCUGACAACUGGUUCCUACAAAGAGAUCAAGCUUUUGCAAACAAAACCAAGAAGUUCAGCCAAGGUUCCAAAAACCGCAUAAAGAGCAUCCCAGCUCCUGCUACCAAACCUGGGAAGUUCACUAUUGCCCCUACUGGGCAAACAUCCACUUCUACGGGCAUUUACUCCAAGGAAGAAGUUCUUGAGAGUAGUGAUGGAAAUAAUAACCAGCAUUCAGGCCUAUCCAACCAGGCUCAUGUUGAAAACCUUUUUGGAGUUCGACUGAGAAGAGUCCCUUCCUUGCAGAAGUAUGAGAGUGAGAAACAAGAUUACUUCACCCAGCUUGCUUCAGUGCCCUUGGGCCCAGUUUCAUCGUUUGUAGGUAAGGAGCAUAAAAUCAGAAGAAGCACUUCCGAGGGGCUCCUGAGUGCUGCAGGGAACCUCACCAAAAUAUCUAACUUUGCAGAGAAGCAACAGAGCAGGCCAAAAUCUGAAAGCAUGGCCAAGAAGCAACCUGCUUGCAAGACCCCAGGAAAGCCUGCUGGUCAACAGUCAGAUUAUGCCAUCUCAGAGCCAGCUUGGAUAACUAUGGCAAAGCAGAAGCAGAUGGGUUUCAAGGCCCAUAUUCCUAUGAAAGAGCUGAAAACCAAGAGCAGAGCUGGAGCUAAGGCUGAAACUAAGGAGCCUAAAUAUGGGGGAGCUGGCCCUGCAAAUGAAAACCAAGCUAAAAAUAUUUUCACUUCCAAUGUCUACAAACAGGAGAAGAGAGCACAGAUGAAACCACUUAAGCCUAUAAAAUCAGUUGGAUUUGAGGCUCAGAAGAUACUGCAAAUGCCUGCCAUGGAAAAAGAAACCAAACGAUCUUCAACUCUCCCAGCCAAGUUCCAAAAGCCAGGUGAGCCAGUUGAGCCUGUCUGGUUCUCCCUGGCCAGGAAGAAAGCCAAAGCAUGGAGCCAUAUGGCAGAGACCACAGAAUAAAGAGCUCUUGUAUGGAGCAUCAGCAUUUUAAAUGAUAAUUCCUAAUAACCAUAUUAAUUCUAUGUAGUGAUCUUUUCACCGUGUGACCACUUUUAUUAAGCAAAAUAAGUAUUAAGCAAAGUAUGAAUUUAUUAAGCAAAAUAAGAAUUUAUUAAGCAA
This is a messenger RNA of Cebus imitator (Panamanian white-faced capuchin), 5760 nucleotides long. RefSeq names its product KIAA1210 ortholog. NCBI's taxonomy places the organism in Eukaryota, Metazoa, Chordata, Mammalia, Primates, Cebidae. The transcript has 12 exons. The record is from RefSeq and is a predicted model, not a curated record.